AUAUUUACCCGUUUUGGUUGAGACCCAUGUGGCGCGAUGCGGGUCCUUUUUACGGCCCUGCUGGCUGGCCGUUGCGUGGAGGUUGUGGCUCUGCCUCCGUUUGCCACAGAUGACAGUGCCGAGUGCGUUCACUUUCACAGGCCGGGCAGGAUCCUGGUCUACCAUGAGGACACGCCCAUCUUUCCCAUCGGCAUCUCCGUGCCAUCCGACAUGGUGAUGGACUCUAUUCCCAGAAAGGUGAGGGUGCAUGCCGACUUUGUGGGCAGCAGACGUGGGGGAGAGGCGUCCGAAUACAAAUUUGGGCCUAUGGAGGAGCAGAGGUACCAGGACUUCUACCGGCGCCACCGCUUCGCGGCGACCAAGCGGAAGGGUGGCUGGGAUGCCACGCGGCAUGCGGAGAUCCUCGCCAUGGGCACGGUGCCGACCUUUGCUGGCUUGGCCGAGGCGCCCUUCCUGGCGGUGCCCUUCGUGCCCAAGGCGAGGAUCCUGCGGGCCGAGGCCCAGCUGCUGCCCUAUUCCAAGCGUCUGGAGGCAGUCUACAACGCAACAGUUCAUCAACUCCUGGACCACACGAGGAGGUGCCUCACCGCGGAGUCUAUGGCUGCGCGAGUGCUGCGCGCCAUGGGCCUGUGGCCCACCUCGCGCCCGCUGCGGCUCCUGUACGUGACCUGCGGCUUUGGAUUCACCGGCAUAGGCGAUGGUUGGCAAGGCCCGGUGAGCAUUGGCAUCUUCCUGGGGCUGCAUGCGCUGCUGCGCCACAUCCCAGGCUCCCGCAUUGUGGAUGCGCCCGCCAUGGAUCCCAAUCCAGAGGUUUGGCCUGAGACGGUGCCUAGGUCCAACUUCUGGUACCUGGCCCGGGACAGCGAUCCCUGGAUUAGUGAGGAGGACCUUCGGUACAGGAUGUAUGGCUACGGCUUCUCCUAUGCCAGGAGGUUGUCCGCGGAGGAGUUGGCGACACAAGGCGAACGAGAUGGGGUGCCUGAGAGCUUGGCCAGGCAUCAGUUUGACGGCAUCAUCUACGGCAAGGUCGGUCCAGGACAGGCCUGCGACCCUUUGCCCUUCUUCGAUGAUGUGAUUUCGGCUGGAUAUCCAUUUGAGCGAGUGGCCCUCAUCUACGGCGGCGACUUCGGCCUGGAGACAAAGCAGGUGGCGCAGCACGCGCGCAUCUUCUCGGGCCACGGCCUCCUUUUCUUCCGGGAGAUGAUGGCGCCGCCGGCGGCCUUCCGGUGGGUCCCGGCGCGGGUCCUCCCGCGCGCCUGCUACGCGGACGUUCGCUGGAAGCAGUUCUUCCAGCUCUGGCGCCAGCGACUCGCCUGCUGGGCCUGCCGCGACGUGGACCUCGCGGUUUUGCAGCUCUGGGAGCCGCUGCGAGCCCUUUCGGAAGGAGUCCACUGGGCAGGCGCUCAUCUGCCGCCCUGCUGGAGCGGUUUGGUGCUGCUCGCAGUGCCCGUGCUGGCAGACGCGAUGCAGGCGGCAUCGCUGGAGACGAGAGACCUGCGCUGCAGAUUCUUCCGCUUGCAGCUGCGAAAGGCCUCCAAACGCCUGUCCUUUGCGCCAAGAAGGGGGCGCUGGCGCCUGCGUGUAGGCGCCGGGGCCUUCCGCGAAGCCUUUGGAGUGGCGCCCUGGGAGGUGGCGGCCUUGGUCGCCUCCGCCUGCGGAGGAGCUAACGGCGGCCUGUUCGACGCGCGCUUCACCGGAGAUGGCCGAGCGCUGCGGAAGCUGAGAGUGAAGGGAAAAGACAGCGAGGGCGAGUCAGAUGAACCCUGA
Messenger RNA from Effrenium voratum, 1767 nucleotides. NCBI's taxonomy places the organism in Eukaryota, Dinophyceae, Suessiales, Symbiodiniaceae. The record is from the annotation of a GenBank genome assembly.